CAUCGUCGCGGCCUCAGAAAAAGGACGGUGCCAGCGAUAAAACCUGAUUGAAUCAGCCCUCUUGCCUUUCUUCCUUGCACCAGCGCUUGUCAUCAGAACGAGUCUCUUGCCUUCGACCACGACCCAAGAAUAGAGACCAGAACAGCCAAACCCAACACCAACACCAGCUCGCUCUCGACCUGCUGCCCAAGAUGCGCAGCCACUGCUCAUCCCACCUGCUCAUUCUCUUUCUUUUACUGGUGACUCUUUCCAGCGUCCUCUUCCUCUCGGCCUCUGCCUUGCCUGUUCCUGAGACCCAGCACCGCAAGCGCCUUGCCGUCAACAGCAAUACGGGCACCCCCAUCUCCAUAUCCACAGACCCCUCCAACCCCGUCAUCAAGACCAAGAGCCCGGUUGCAGCCGGAUCCUCAAAAGUGCAUCGGCGUCGUGGUCUCGAUACCAGAGACACGACUCCCGCUACCCCGAGCCAGUCUGGCCCACCCUUCUAUCCCAUUACCAAUUCUCACAGCGAAUUCCGCGCGGGAUCAAACAGAGACGUGCACCGUCGCAGCCCCGACCUCCUUGCCGAUGGCAGCGCUGCCGCUGAGCUCGCUGGCAAGAAGCGGUCUAACAACGAUUACGAUCUCGUGAAGAGGUCGCCGUGGAGCAAGGAUGGCAUUGAAAAGUUUUGCGAAUCCACCCUCUCUUGCGGUAGACUCAAGGGCCUCGGAAAGCGCCUCAUGCUGUCCCACCCUUCCCCAGUGAAAUCUUGUCUUAGGGACCUCGGAAAUUGCUCUCCAUUAAAACGCCUCGAGUCAUGGUUCAAACGCUCCCCACCGAGCGCUAACUCCGUGACACCAAAGUCCGAAAUGGCAAAGCGCGAUGGUCCCACAGCAGGCAGAGAGGAUCCAUGUAAUAGAAGCCCUUUUGGGUGCCCUCUACCUCCGCGCAAAGAGCUUGUCGAACGCUCCCCGCCGGGCAAUAAGCCCAGCACACCAAAGAUAGAGCCCGACCUUCCAAAGCCCUACCUUCCUCAUUUCCCAGAACCAGGUUUAGACUGUCAAAAACACCCUGAAUUCUGCCAACGACGGAAGCGCGAAGAGCUUGUCGAACGCUCACCGCCGGCUUACAAGCCCAGUGAAUCGGACCACACUAACGAAGACCGAGAGUACGUCAGGCAGCCUUCGAGCCGUUUUUCAAACCAGGACUGUGUCUCCUGCUGAGUCCUGUUUGGCCUCUUCGUCAACUACAGGUGCCAAGAAAACCCCAAAGUCUGCAACCCAAGGAAGCGCGAAGAGCUUGUGUAGGUUUCAAAGCCGUCGAGGGUACUCUUCAGCGAAA
This is a messenger RNA of Acaromyces ingoldii, 1320 nucleotides long. RefSeq lists its product as hypothetical. The transcript has 22 exons. The record is from RefSeq and is a predicted model, not a curated record. Lineage: Eukaryota; Fungi; Basidiomycota; Exobasidiomycetes; Exobasidiales; Cryptobasidiaceae. Bases 192 to 1202 code for a protein of 336 amino acids.